AUGGGCUCGGGCGGCUCCAGACCGGAGCAACAUAUAUUCAAUCCGUAAGCUGAUUGAUACCUACAGGACGGCCAUUGACAAAGUGAUUACUGACUGCAGAACAGCGACGCGCCGGUGAGGUUAAGCCAAUCUGCGAUCAACACCCUACAAAACAGUCCAGAGGUAAGAACACCGCACGAGGCAAGUCUUGCAGAUGCUCACAGAGUGGAACCAGACCGAUUCAACCCGCGCCCAAGAUCUCGAACUCAAGGUCCAGCAGCGCGUCAACGCUGAGCUGAAGCGGAUCCGCGACUCCCAAUCCCACAAACUCGAAUCCAUAACAGCCUCCCUCACAACAAAUUCUCCCCAAGAAGACGCAAAGGCACCCGAAGCUGGUCACAGUCCGCACUCUCUCGCCUACCACCUCAGCUCGCCUUUCUACCACGACCAUUCCGGCGCAAAGCCCGAGACUCCCGCAUCUGCAGAUUCAGGGCGCAGCCACGACAGUGUAGAAAAGGAAAUCAUGGACCUCCGACAGAAGCUGGAGCAGCGGAAAAAGGUCGAGAAGCUUCCCGAGGGAGUCGAAAAAGCUAAGGCGAGCCUGGUACAAUGUCUGCGGACCAACGACCGGAAACCGCUGGAUUGCUGGCAGGAGGUGGAGUCGUUCAAGGCGGAAGUCGGAAAGCUGGAGAAAGCGUUUAUUCAAAAAGCUGGAAGAUAG
This is a messenger RNA of Lecanosticta acicola, 700 nucleotides long. The record is from the annotation of a GenBank genome assembly. NCBI's taxonomy places the organism in Eukaryota, Fungi, Ascomycota, Dothideomycetes, Mycosphaerellales, Mycosphaerellaceae.